AAUCAGAUCUGCAUCUCUGAGGCGUUAAAAGUGAUUUCUUAGGGUUGGAAACCCCUUCAAAAAUCCCCAAUUCGAAAUAUUCACAGAUAAACCCUAAAUCCCCAAAUACUCAAAAUCCUCAUGGACAACAAAAGCAACCAGAAAACCCUAGGCUCAAAGCCCAAACCCUCGCCGCCGUCGUCGUCCAGAUCCACCCCCGCCCGCCACCGUAACUGGCUCGAACUCCCGCCGGAGAUCACCGCUUCGAUACUUUCGCGGCUCGGAGCGAUCGAAAUCCUGACGGCCGCCGAGAAGGUCUGCAGAUCGUGGCGCGCAAUCUGCAAGGACCCACUGAUGUGGCGCACCAUCGAUAUGCGCAACGACGGCGACCUACACGACAUGACGUACGAUUUGGAGAAGAUGUGCUGCCACGCCGUUGAUCGGAGCUGUGGUCAGCUCGUCGAUAUCACCGUCGAGUACUUCGGCAGCGAUGAGCUGCUCAAGUAUAUCACUGAUAGAUCAAGUGGAAUCAGACGCCUCCGAAUAGUGCGGUGUUAUUUCAUAACGGAUGAGGGAUUGAGUGAAGUGGCUUUGAAGCUUCCGAUGUUGGAGGACCUUGAAAUUUCGUUGUGCACACUUUCGCACGAACCUCUAGAGGUUGUUGGACGCUCUUGUCCGCUUUUGAAGUCUGUGAAACUGAACAACCACUGGUACCAAUUCCCGCCGGAUAAGUGUAAUGAUGAUGCACUUGCCGUAGCAGGAACAAUGCGAGGUUUGCAGCACCUCCAGCUUUUUGGGAAUAAGCUGACGAAUGAUGGCUUGAGGGAAAUUCUUGAUUGUUGUCCUCAUCUUGAGUCACUUGAUCUGCGCCACUGUUUCAACCUUAACCUGGAGGGAGAUUUGGAGAAAAGAUUGACCGGACAAAUUAAAAGGUUACAGCUUCCUUAUGAUUCCACUGAAGACUAUGAGUUUGAUGCUAUAUCUAAUGGUUACGAAUCACGUGAUAAUGAUGGGGACUCCCCAUAUGGUUUUUCUGACAGUAAUUUGUUGUCUGAUGAUUAUGAGGAGUAUGGAUUUUCAAGUGGGAGUGAUUUCUAUGACUAUGAUUAUGAGGAUUGUGAUGAUUUUACUAGGCUUGACUUGUAUGACUUUGGUGAUAUGGAUACCCUUCCUAGCAGCUAACGUUUGAGAUGGCGGAGGAAAGCGAUCAAAAUAUAUUUAUCCAUCUAGAAUUUCUUUACAAAAGACCUAUUUCUGGAUUGGUAGCAACAUUGAUCUUAUUGCAUAUUUUUGAGGUUAUUUGCAAUGGAGCAGUUUAUCAGAAUUAUAAAAUUUCAAUUCUCAUUCCGCAAGGUUUUGAUAACAUUAAUAAGUUUUUCUUGA
Messenger RNA from Rosa chinensis, 1362 nucleotides. RefSeq names its product F-box protein SKIP19. Gene Ontology annotation, molecular function: protein binding. Lineage: Eukaryota; Viridiplantae; Streptophyta; Magnoliopsida; Rosales; Rosaceae. Bases 121 to 1161 code for a protein of 346 amino acids. The record is from RefSeq and is a predicted model, not a curated record. The transcript is spliced from 2 exons.